GAGCGCGGGCCCCGGGAGCAGCGAGGAACCGAGGAGGCCGCGCAGCAGCGCUAGCCCGGCGCCGGCCGCUCCCGGCCCCCGCCCCUCGGUGGUGGCUCGCUCUUCGCUUAUCCGGCUCCGAACCAGACACAGCCGCCGUCGCCGGCUGGCGCACUGCCGGCUCCCGGGAACAGCCCCUCAGGCACCGGCCGCUUCCCGGCACUGGAGGGGCGCAACGCGGCCACAGACCCGGUGACGGUCGAGGCGGCAAGAGGGGUGCCGGCGCGCGCCGGGGCCCCGGCGCAGCGCACGUUGAGCGCCCCCCGAGGCUCGGGGAUCCCUUAAUCGCGGGUCCCGGGGUUCCACCCCCCGGGUACCCGAUGGGGCCACACGGGGAGCGCAGGGCAGAAGUUGGGACCGCGCGCAGCCCGCCUGUGCCGCCGAACCCGAUAUGCUGCCGCCGGGGCGAAACGGCACCGCCUACCGGGCGCGGUCCGGGCAGCAGCAGCUGGCGCAGGGGGGCGCCGUGGGGGGCUCGGAGGGGGCGACGCUGCUGGGGCCAGCGCAAGUGGUCACGGCCGGCUUCCUUACCCUGCUCAUCGUCUGGACCCUGCUGGGCAAUGUGCUGGUGUGCGCGUCCAUCGUGCGCAGUCGCCACCUGCGCGCCAAGAUGACAGUCUUCAUUGUGUCUCUGGCUGUGUCUGACCUCUUCGUGGCGCUGCUGGUCAUGCCCUGGAAGGCGGUCGCCGAGGUGGCCGGUUACUGGCCUUUUGGGGCCUUCUGCGACAUCUGGGUGGCCUUCGACAUCACGUGCUCCACCGCCUCCAUCCUGAACCUGUGCAUCAUCAGCGUGGACCGCUACCGGGCCCUCUCCAGGCCCUUCUGCUACGAGUGCAAGAUGACGCAGCGUGUGGCCUUGGUCAUGGUCGGCCUGACGUGGACCUUGUCCAUCCUCAUCUCCUUCAUCCGAGUCCAGUUCCACUGGACAAUGGGCUCCUGAGGUGGGGUGGACCCGCCAUCUAACCUGGUCAACGGGGCGCCCUGGGAGGAAGCCGGGGAGCCAGACUUGAGGGCGGAAAACUGUGCCAGCCUGAACCGAACUUACGCAGUCUCCUCCUCGCUCACCAACUUCUACAUCCCGGUGGCCAUCAUGAUCGUGACAUACACGCGCAUCUACCGCAUCGCCCAGGUGCAAAUCCGCAGGAUUUCCUCCCUGGAGAGGGCCGCGGAGCACGCGCAGAGCUGCCGGAGCCUUGAGGCCUGUGCGCCCAACACCGGCCUGCGGGCAUCCAUCAAGAAGGAGACCAAGGUCCUCAAGACCCUAUCGGUGAUCAUGGGGGUAUCCGUGUGCUGCUGGCUGCCCUUCUUCAUCCUUAACUGCAUGGUCCCUUUCUGCAGCGGACACCCCGAGGGCUUCCCCUACGUCAGCGAGACCACCUUCGAAGUCUUCAUCUGGUUUGGCUGGGCCAACUCCUCCCUCAACCCCAUCAUCUACGCCUUCAACGCUGACUUCCGGAAGGUGUUUGCCCAGCUGCUGGGGUGCAGCCACCUCUGCUCCCGCACUCAGGUGGAGACAGUGAACAUCAGCAAUGAGCUCAUCUCCUACAACCAGGACACCGCCUUCCACAAGGACAUCGCAGCUGCCUACGUCCAUAUGAUCCCCAACGCGGUGACCCCGGGUGACGUGGAGGUGGACCCGGAGGAAGAGGAGAGCCCUUUCAGUCGUACGUCGCAGAUCUCUCAGACGUCCCCCGAUGGUGACCCUGCUGCCGGGUCUGUCUGCGAGCUGGACUAUGAGGGGGAGAUUUCAUUAGGCAAAAUAACGCCUUUCACCCCAGACGGAUUCCAUUAAACUGCCUAAGAACUGUUCUUCGUGGAUCUAUAUAACCGCAUAGACAUGAGCAAGCACGCAGAAUACAGACUGGACACACACAUACAUUUCCACUGCUGCUCAGUUUAUCAUGCCUUCUGUGUCGGUGGAGCAGUCCAUGUGCUUAGAAACCUCACCGGACUGAUUUGUUGAGGAAAGAUUUGGCAGAAGCAGUUGGAAAAAACUCAGUCAAACAUACCCUAGCCUAGCAGAGAUGGAUCAAUGGUUCUGUUAGAGAAGAUAAG
Molecule: messenger RNA, 2094 nt
Organism: Balaenoptera ricei (Rice's whale)
Lineage: Eukaryota; Metazoa; Chordata; Mammalia; Artiodactyla; Balaenopteridae
Gene: DRD5
Product: dopamine receptor D5
Biological process (GO): adenylate cyclase-activating adrenergic receptor signaling pathway
Cellular component (GO): plasma membrane
Molecular function (GO): G protein-coupled receptor activity; dopamine neurotransmitter receptor activity
Source: RefSeq, a predicted model, not a curated record